Messenger RNA from Geodia barretti, 234 nucleotides. NCBI's taxonomy places the organism in Eukaryota, Metazoa, Porifera, Demospongiae, Tetractinellida, Geodiidae. The record is from the annotation of a GenBank genome assembly.
AUACCUAGGGUCACACUAAAGAUUUUGCAAUUCCAACCCCAACUACUCCUCCAAGGAAUGUGCACUUUCUCUUUCCCUAUCACCUCUCUCCCCUUUACUUUCUACACCUACAAUAUACCUACUGGAGAGACAGAUGAUGAAGACCUGGCAGUGGGCCCACCCCCUCCCUCCCAGUUCAGGGAGUGCCCCUCCCCUACACUCCCUCCUCUCCCAGUGGCUCCUCUCCCCGUUCAG